ACGUUGUUAUUGUAUAUCCCUCCGCGCGCCCGAGCUAGCCACUUUAGCAUCGUUUGUUGUUGUCGCGGUUGGUUUGUCAGCAAUUUUCCUUUUUUUGGGCCCUUCCCGAUACCCGGAACGAGCGAGCGACCGACUCGGCGUCCGUCUUCUCUCGUAACGAUGAAGUUCCAGUACAAAGAAGAGCACCCCUUCGAGAAAAGGCGGUCCGAAGGCGAGAAGAUUCGCAAGAAGUAUCCGGAUCGGGUCCCCGUUAUUGUGGAGAAAGCUCCCAAAGCCAGAAUAGGCGAUCUGGACAAGAAGAAGUAUCUCGUCCCGUCCGACCUGACAGUGGGCCAGUUUUAUUUCCUGAUCCGAAAACGAAUCCACUUGCGAGCGGAGGACGCGCUCUUCUUCUUCGUAAACAACGUCAUUCCACCCACCUCGGCCACCAUGGGACUGCUGUACCAGGAGCACCACGAAGAGGAUUUUUUCCUCUACAUCGCCUACAGCGACGAGAGCGUGUACGGGAGCGGCCGAAGGCAAAUGUGAUCUCUGCGCCGCCCCUUCCCCCCCCCACCCCGCGACGCAUACUACGUACAUCCAUGGGGAAUAUUUAAUCUAGCUCAGCAGCUCGGAGUUUACAGAGCAAAAAGCGUCGGAUGCACUUUCACCCGUCCCGAUCCCCAUCAGUGUCAUCAUGUAUCUAUCGGCCUCCAUUUCUUAUUUCCCCAACUGCUACGGAACUGUUUGAUUGACUAUGAUUAUUGUGGUUAUUAAUUUGAGAUGGGUUCAUUUACCGUAUUGUGAAGCUGAGUGCAAUUUUUUUUUUUUUUUUUCCUUUUUUUUUUUUUUUAAAGAACUCUAUAGAGCUGCAUUCCUGGCGCUUUCUCUCCACUCGUGACCAUAAAAUGAUAAUAAUUUGAUGAAAAAGCUACCGGUGUCGCUUGUCUUCAAUUCUAAGAUUGAAUUCUCAUUACGGAAUAAAAUUUGAAAGAAAUGAAUCUG
Messenger RNA from Syngnathoides biaculeatus (alligator pipefish), 984 nucleotides. Its product is annotated as gamma-aminobutyric acid receptor-associated protein. Gene Ontology annotation, molecular function: GABA receptor binding; ubiquitin protein ligase binding. The transcript is spliced from 4 exons. The record is from RefSeq and is a predicted model, not a curated record. The coding region runs from base 160 to 528 and encodes 122 amino acids. Lineage: Eukaryota; Metazoa; Chordata; Actinopteri; Syngnathiformes; Syngnathidae. Gene Ontology annotation, cellular component: autophagosome membrane; cytosol; autophagosome. Gene Ontology annotation, biological process: autophagy of mitochondrion; cellular response to nitrogen starvation; autophagosome assembly.